AUGGCCCAACCCCAAAACCAGGCCGCCUGGAUCACGGCCCCCAAUAAAAAGCCAUUCGACAUCCAAGAUGCUCCCUAUCCGUCUCCAGGACUAGGCGAGCUCGUUAUAAAAAGCGCUGCUACUGCUAUUAACCCUGUUGAUUGGCAGAUCCAAGCCAGGGACCAAGGCUUUUUGAAGUAUCCGUUUAUCCUGGGCGAAGAUGUAGCCGGUGUCGUGGUCGAAGUCGGCCCAGAGGUCACACGUUUUUCCAAGGGACAAAGAGUCCUCGCAUACCUCGACGGCCUGGGAACGGGUAAUCCCGCUCACUCGUCUUUCCAGCUGUAUGUCCUAGCCAAGGAGAUUUUGACAGCCGAAAUCCCGGAUUCUGUAGCCUUUGAACAGGCUGCCGUACUCCCCAUCGCACUAGCCACCUCUGCAGCCGGUCUUUUUCAAGAAGACGCGCUCAAUUUCCCUUUGCCAUCGGCCGAGGAGCCCAAACCGACUGGGAAAACCGUGUUGGUCUGGGGCGGCGCGUCUUCUGUUGGCGCGACGGCAAUCCAGCUUGCUGUUGCUGCUGGCUUGACGGUGAUUUCGACUGCGUCAUCUAAGAACUUUGAAUUGGUCAAGUCGCUUGGCGUGAGCGAGGUGUAUGACUACAAGUCGCCUUCCGUCAUCGAGGAUGUCGUCAACGCCAUUUCCGGCACGGAUUUCGCUGGUGUUUUUGAUGCCAUCUCCGAAACGUCGACAUUCGAUGCAGUGCGUGCCAUCUUGGCUAAAUUAGAGUCGAACGUCAAGGUUGUCACAACUUCGCCGUACGAUAGGCCGACAGAGCAGCCAGGUCCAAAAUUUGUAAUCGCUGUUACUGUUGCCCAAGACCCACAUAAGCAUGUAGCCAAGGCAAUUUGGAACGACUUUGUCCCAAAGGCGCUUGAGAAUGGGCGUCUCAAGACAAAACCGAACCCGGAAGUUGUUGGCAAAGGCCUGCAUGAUAUUCAGCAUGCUGUCGACGUUCUCAAGGAGGGUGUGUCGGCUAAAAAGAUUGUUGUCAACUUUUAG
This is a messenger RNA of Talaromyces rugulosus, 1035 nucleotides long. RefSeq lists its product as uncharacterized. The coding region runs from base 1 to 1035 and encodes 344 amino acids. Lineage: Eukaryota; Fungi; Ascomycota; Eurotiomycetes; Eurotiales; Trichocomaceae. The transcript has 5 exons. Gene Ontology annotation, molecular function: oxidoreductase activity, acting on NAD(P)H. The record is from RefSeq and is a predicted model, not a curated record.